GAAAGCAAACAAGCCCGAGUCAGCGCUGCCCUAGGGGCCCUCCGCCUCUGGGGGGCGGGGUGUGUGUGUCACAGAUGGGCCCCGGAGUAGAGUAGGGCAGAAGAAACUGGGCCAAGCUGCACUUUUACCUCGAGGGGCCUCGAGGGGCCUCGAGGGCUCUCCGUGUCUCUGGAGACAAGGGCACUACACGCACUUCAGGAUGAAGAGUUGUAAGACGCAGAUCCGGCGCGGGCGGGAGGGAAGGGCUUAGGAGUAGGGUCCGCCUGGGCUACCUUCAGCCCUCAUCAGACGGACGACGAAAUGCGAAGGACUGCCUUUCCCCAGUCUGUUCUCCCAGCGCCUCCCUGGGGAAAGAGAACUCCGUGUUCCGUUGCGGAGCCGGACGCCUGAAUUGGGAAGUAGGGCGAAUCAAGGCCGGGAAAUGGGACCUUGGGUCGCUGCUGCCGCAGGGACUGAAGAGGCAGUCUCUCAAUUCCCAGGACAUGUUUGCUGCUUCUGCCUCUCCCCGCCGGUCUAAAUGGAUCGCUCCACCUAUUUCCUCCCCCGCUCUUUGGGCGGAAUGGAUUGUUCCAUUGCCCCUCCAGUCUCCGGCCUGCGUUGCGGGGGACACAGGCAUGGCCCUCAUCGCCCCCUUCUCAGGCGGGAGCAUGCUGGGGCUCCCGGGGCUGCGGCUCCCCCCGGCGGGGUUCCUGCUCCUGUUGCCAUUCCUGCUGCUGCUGCUGCUGCCCGCAGCCCCCGCGCCCCAUCGGGCUUCCUACAAGCCGGUCAUCGUGGUGCAUGGGCUCUUUGACAGCUCGUACAGCUUCCGCCACCUGCUGGAAUACAUCAACGAGACACACCCUGGGACUGUGGUGACAGUGCUCGAUCUCUUCGAUGGGAGAGAGAGUUUGCGGCCCCUGUGGGAACAGGUGCAAGGGUUCCGAGAGGCUGUGGCCCCCAUCAUGGCAAAGGCCCCUCAAGGGGUGCAUCUCAUCUGCUACUCGCAGGGGGGCCUGGUAUGCCGGGCACUGCUCUCUGUGAUGGAUGAACACAAUGUGGAUUCUUUCAUCUCUCUCUCCUCUCCACAGAUGGGACAGUAUGGAGACACGGACUAUUUGAAGUGGCUGUUCCCCACCUCCAUGAGGUCUAACCUCUACCGCAUCUGCUAUAGCCCCUGGGGCCAGGAAUUCUCCAUCUGCAACUACUGGCAUGACCCCCACCAUGAUGACUUGUACCUCAAUGCCAGCAGCUUCCUGGCCCUGAUCAAUGGGGAAAGAGACCAUCCCAAUGCCACUGCUUGGCGGAAGAACUUUCUUCGUGUGGGCCGCCUGGUGCUGAUUGGGGGCCCUGAUGAUGGUGUCAUUACCCCCUGGCAGUCCAGCUUCUUUGGUUUCUAUGAUGCAAAUGAGACGGUCUUGGAGAUGGAGGAGCAACUGGUUUAUCUGCGGGAUUCUUUUGGGUUGAAGACUCUCCUGGCUCGGGGGGCCAUAGUGAGGUGUCCAAUGGCUGGGAUCUCCCACACGGCCUGGCACUCCAACCGUACCCUUUAUGAGACCUGCAUUGAACCUUGGCUCUCCUGAGGGAUCCCUCAGGAACCCCCCAGCCCAGAGACCAAGUGGUAGCCUUGGAUGUCAGGCCCUGGUGUGCCCGUGACCACCUCAUUGCUCCCCCACUGCCCCCACCAACCAGGGCUCCCAGGGCCCCUUCCUCCGCUCCUCUGUGAACGACAAAUCCUGGUUUCCGCCAUCUUGUGUCCUCUCGUCUGGGGCUUGCUCCGAGCUCUCCCAUCCUCUUAAGGCCAAGCGUGGCGAGUGAGAAAGCGGGUUAACUCGUGGCUGCUCCUACUGCUGCUCUGCGUCUCUGGCUGGAGAUGGAGGACCCAGCCCCUGCCCACCACAGGGGUCUCCUUCCAGGCCACUCAGGACAUUUUUAGCUUCUGUUUUCCCCAUGUUCGCUGUUCGUCUGAACUCCCCUGUUGUGAGCCCUCCCAACCCCCAGGAAGGACCACCCAUGAGAGUGGGGUUCCGAGGCUCCCCUAUGGGGACAUUUCCGUUCUUGAAGUGUCAGUGUUGGGGAAUAUCUGUGGCCUGUGAGGCCCAUCUCAGGUUUGGGGAUCCCCCAGUCCCUAUGUUCAGUAUUGGGGUGCCCUUGGGGAGCCCAGUUUCCUUGAGGCUCCAGCCCCUCUUUUAGCUACCCUUGAAUGGGUGUUACCCUGUAUUUAUGGAAAUAAAGUUCCAUUUACUCA
Messenger RNA from Eubalaena glacialis (North Atlantic right whale), 2224 nucleotides. It is a transcript of the gene PPT2, whose product is annotated as palmitoyl-protein thioesterase 2. Gene Ontology annotation, cellular component: lysosome. The record is from RefSeq and is a predicted model, not a curated record. Gene Ontology annotation, molecular function: palmitoyl hydrolase activity; thiolester hydrolase activity. The transcript has 9 exons. Lineage: Eukaryota; Metazoa; Chordata; Mammalia; Artiodactyla; Balaenidae. Bases 483 to 1559 code for a protein of 358 amino acids.